AUGCCACACAGUGGCCGCAAGAAGCGCAAUCCUGUCUCUGCCCAAAAGCGCCUCGAGGUCACCGAUGACGACGGCUGGACUCAUGUCACUAGCGGGAGCAAUGUGCGACGCGUAGUGCGCACCACCAAGGCACGGAGCGACCGCGAUACCGACAAGGUUGAUGAGACUGAGCCGGUUCUCAGUCCAGCCGAGGCACCGGCUCGUCUGACCUUUGAGGAAUUAGAGGCGCAGUAUAGAGGCUAUAAGGAGCGAUGGGUUCAGUCGGAGACAUGGCAGAAACUGAGGGUGCAAUUGGACCAAAGGAUACACGAUCAAGAGACGGAAACGUUGUCGCAGGAUUUGAAUGUUGACGGGAUUGUUUGCAUCGGGCUUGGCAGUCCGAGUGGAUUCCUGCGAGAUGGUUGGGUUGACCGCCGGGCUGUUUCUAUGUAUCAGCUUGCUGCGUUGGAAACUAUCAAGGAUGUAUUUACUAGUUCGUUCCUCCCCCCUUUGAAAAAUCACUCGGAUAUUCAACUUCGCCUGUCGCCUCCCAGCUUACGUCUUUUAUGCAAAGGUGCCAACCGCUCUUCAUCCUUUCCAAUUUACGCCCAAGAUCCCGUCUUCAACGAUCUCGACCGUGCACUUCUUGAAUCACUUGGUAUGACCGUGGUUAAUACCCCUGUUGCCUUUGAGCGUGUCACAUCCAAAACAUUACUUUUUUGCCCUGGUGCGGAGCGCAAACAUUUGGAUAUGCUGCUUCCUUCAAACCCGAAACUCGUUCUUGGGGGUCCAUUAGAGAACACCGAGUCGUCGAUAAUCCAAGCAUAUGCCGAGAAGACGGACUCUAGGAUUCUGGUGCCUUUUUCGGCACAAGAACAUGCAUUUUGGAAGAUGCGCCUCUACCAUUUGGCGCAAGUGGAGGCAUAG
Molecule: messenger RNA, 906 nt
Organism: Penicillium waksmanii
Lineage: Eukaryota; Fungi; Ascomycota; Eurotiomycetes; Eurotiales; Aspergillaceae
Product: SRR1 family protein
Exons: 1
Coding region: 1-906 (301 amino acids)
Source: RefSeq, a predicted model, not a curated record